CGUGGACUAUCAAAAUCCAUGAAUCCCCUCUAUUCCUCUCUACCAUUGCAUUAUAGAGGAUGACCUCUACUCCUCUCUUUCUCCCCCAUCUCCUCUAAAUCCCCCAUCCAAACAUUAUUUCUUAGACUCCAUGGUUGUCUGUCCGUCUGUCUAUCUAUCUGUCCGUCUAUCUUAUGUGCAUGGACUAUGACAACGAUGUCGACGGCGAUGAGGAGCAUUUCCAGCCUUGGUCUGUGCUUCUUCAAGCCAACUAGCGUAUCGAAGGCGACGACGGUCUCUCUAGGGGUAUGGAGGAGGACUGGAGGAGAGAUGAAGGGUUUGAGUGUGAGAAAUGUAGGUGGAGGAGGCCAUGUGAGUGUUAAUGAGAUCAAUGGGAAGAAGGUGAUCAAUGGUGUGGAGAAAAAACUGUGUGUAGAGAAUGAUGUUGAAGAGGGGGAUGAAUCAUUGAAGAGUUUUAAGCUUGGGAGGUUUGUGGAGAAGAGGUUAGUGUAUAGGCAGACUUUUGUGAUUAGGUCUUAUGAGAUUGGGCCAGACAAGACUGCAACCAUGGAGACAUUGUUGAAUCUCCUACAAGAGACAGCUCUGAACCAUGUAAUGAGCUCAGGCCUUGCGAGCGAUGGUUUUGGCGCGACGCAUGAGAUGAGCCUGAGAAAGCUCAUAUGGGUCGUCACUCGCAUCAACAUUCAAGUCAACAAAUACAGCCGCUGGGGGGAUGUGGUUGAAAUUGACACAUGGGUUGCUGCAUCAGGAAAGAAUGGAAUGAGGAGAGACUGGAUAAUCCGAGAUCACACCACUCAGAAAAUUAUAACAAGAGCUACAAGCACUUGGGUGAUUAUGAAUAGAAAAACAAGGAGGUUGUCUAAGAUCCCUGAACAAGUUAGAGAAGAAGUGAAACCCUUCUUCUUGGAUAGAAAAAUCCUCUCACAAAAUGGAGAUGAUUAUAAGAUCGAUAAGCUCGAUGAAGCGACUGCAAAGCACAUAAGAUCAGGUUUAGCGCCAAGAUGGAACGAUAUGGACGUGAACCAGCAUGUAAACAAUGUGAAAUAUAUAGGCUGGAUUCUUGAGAGUGUGCCUCUGAAUAUACUCGAGCAUUACCAUCUCACAAGCAUGACUCUAGAGUAUCGGCGAGAGUGUAAUCAAUCUAAUCUCCUUGAAUCUCUCACAACCAUAGAAACAAGGGAAGAACUUGAAAGCAAGAGUUCAAGCAAAGGAGAUCUCAGAAGCACGCAUUUACUUCGCCUUGAAGAGGAUAAAAAGGAGGUAGUUCGAGCCACAGCAGAAUGGCAAGCCAAAUCACAUAUAUAGCCAGUGAAAAACAACAGCAUAGAUCUCUACAGGAGCGACAUUUUUUCUUGUAUUUGUUUGUUUUGUAUUUGAUAUGUAUAAUUCUUUUGGCUCUUGAGAGCUAAGACUUUGCACAUUUUGGAAGUGCAAAAACUUUUCAGAUUUUAAAGUUUUCGUUUUCGGAAUACACAAGGAUCUACCAGCUGAAACUUGAUGAGUACAAACUUACAGAAUAACACUAGGAUGUUUUGAAGGAAAUUUCACGCCCAUAAAUCAAUACUUUGUUUCAGUCAAUCUUUUACUACUGCAAGAUAAUUUUCAUAGUUUAUUGUAUUUGAUAUCCCCAUUCAUGGAUCGUAUCAUUCGAUGGGCUUGGCUAUCCCUACAAGUGAAUAAAUGCUGCUCCGCACAAAUAGAGAAUGCUGACAUCAUGACUUUCAGACAAGUCUCCAAAAUUUUAAGGAUGAAAUAUGUUAUCGCAUCAUUUUGAUCCCUCUCAUAUACUAAUGAUGCAUUCGCAAAUUCAAUGCAAGGACCAAAAACCCUACCCAUGUUUUCAAUUCUCCUUCUAAUAAGAUACACC
Molecule: messenger RNA, 1867 nt
Organism: Asparagus officinalis (garden asparagus)
Lineage: Eukaryota; Viridiplantae; Streptophyta; Magnoliopsida; Asparagales; Asparagaceae
Product: palmitoyl-acyl carrier protein thioesterase, chloroplastic-like
Exons: 6
Coding region: 187-1305 (372 amino acids)
Biological process (GO): fatty acid biosynthetic process
Molecular function (GO): acyl carrier activity; fatty acyl-[ACP] hydrolase activity
Source: RefSeq, a predicted model, not a curated record